Ceratitis capitata (Mediterranean fruit fly) is the source of this 3558-nucleotide messenger RNA. Its product is annotated as tight junction-associated protein 1. Bases 477 to 1028 code for a protein of 183 amino acids. The record is from RefSeq and is a predicted model, not a curated record. NCBI's taxonomy places the organism in Eukaryota, Metazoa, Arthropoda, Insecta, Diptera, Tephritidae. The transcript has 4 exons.
UCUCUUUGCAAUGAUAACGGUCGGAUUUUGUGAACCCUUUCCGGUGUUUAAUUUUUUAUUUAAUUUUAGUUUGUUGUUUUGUCAAGUUGUCACUCAUUCAAAAUACUAAGUGACUUGCUAGUGUGUGUGGCAUGAAAUGAAAGUUCUCAGAGUAAAAUUAAAAUAAAAAUUAAAUUUAAGUGCUGCCGCAACAAAGCAGAUUUUUUUUGUUUAUAAAGUUAAUUUUAAAAUUAAAAACUAAUUCAGUUGGCAAAAAGUUACGCCUCCGAUUCAUACUUAGUGUUAUUGGCUAAAGUUUGUGUGUGUUUGACUCAGCGAGCAAAGUGUAACCCUACAAAAUUUACGGUCUAUCGUUAUAACACUAAACAAAUAAGGAGCCGCCAAGUAAUCACUGUGAAGCGCACUUACUUGCGGUUACCACCGAAAUCGAGGCGCUGAAGCAAGCUCUACUCGAGAAACACAAUCAAAUAAUCGCCAUGGAGACGGCUUGUAUACAGGAAACCGAGCGGCAAGUCGAAUUGGAAGAUAGUGUUAUUGCGUGGCAAGAUAAAUACGAUCGACUGUAUGAGUCGCAUAAACGUGUGCAAAAGGUGAAUCAAAGUUUGGAGGAUAAACUGUUAAAAUUAGUGGAUCGGAAUAGUGGCGAGAGAGCACAGCUGACCAGCGAUGUGGCAACUUUGAGCGUACGAUUGGCACAGGCGAAUUUCAAUAUAGCGAAAUUACAGCGUGAAAUAGAGCGUUACAAGUCGGAUAUAAAUUUAGCAAUACAACUACUACAAUGUAAGCCUGAUAGUUUUAUGCCACAGAAGGUGUCAUCGCUGCCGGUUGACAUACAAUCAAAAGUAUGCGCCUACAUGCGUUUGGAUACGAAUUCGCAUUCUGAUUCGGAAGGCAGCACCAGCGGUGUGGGCACCGCCACCACAGCUUCCUAUAAAGUACUUCCAGCAUCGGACUCACCGCCGCCAACCGCAUGCCCCUUCCCGCCAACAGCAAUGGUAUACUCAAUGCGGGGGCUUGGUAAGUGUUAGUAAUCCUUGAUUUUAGUUUUUUUGAUUUUUAUUUCUAUUUUUUUAUUUAAUUAUUUACUUCAUUCUUCCUUAGAUGGCUUUAUUUACAGUGCGUCGAUAUUAAAUUCGUUUUAUUUAAUUAAAUAUUCUCUUUUGUUUUGGUAAAAAAAUAUAUUUAUUUAUUGAGGUGAAACAGAGUAGAGAGAUCGCAUAAAGAGGAAUGAAUCCUUGAGACGUAACUUAGGAUUGGGAGUAAAAAUAUAGUACUACAGACUUUUGUUUCGAAUAAUUAAUUGCGAAAAAUUCUGUGAAAAUCCAUUUUUCAUCGCAUAAAAAGUUCCCAAAUUCUUAUUUAUCUAUUGUGGUAAUUGCUCACAGGUCCUCUUAAUUGACUUAGGAAAUACUUACGCAAUCGGAGUCAGCAAUCGUACGCCAUUUUUUCUCUCUUCGCUUAUCGACGAUAAACCAAGACCAAAUGCAGUUGGAUAAUUCCAAGAGUUAGGGGAUCCUCCCAUUCCUCUCCUUCUACGAACAGGUAUUGCAUCGAACACUUUUAAAGCUGUGGUAUUUACUUACGCUCAGAUGACAACAUCAACGUAUUCCUCCUCAACGUAUUCUCCUACAGCUCAACGUUCCAUAGCUUGCGAUUCUUCGUCCCUUUCUACUUCUUAACUGGUGUAGACACCGCUUGCGUGAUUAAAGCCAAGUUAACAACAUUGCGCCUUUCAGUCCUUGUUUUCGCUGUUUGCUGCCCAUUGGAAAUACCAAGUACGGCCAAGUCCCAACGUAGUGUAGAUGGAAGCACAGGACGUCACCGGCAGGUAUUGCAUCAACAACUUUCAAGGCUGGUGUAUUCUUAUCCGUCCAGAGCACAUGACCACAUGGCCAGCGUAGCCGAUGUUUCUUCAUUCACUGAACUAUGUCAAUGUCGCCAUAUAUUUUGUACAGCUCAUCGUUCCAUCGGAUGCUGUAUUCGCCGUUCCCAACUCGCAACCGGUAACCUUUCUCUCGAAAACACCUUACGCUUAUGCUAGACCAAAAUGAUGAGCGACUUGUAGAGUUUGGUUUUUGGUUCGCCAAAGUCGAGUCCAGAUCCAUUCAUUCCGCAUCCUUACGCAGUCUAGAGAAAGCAGAACUUCCGACGCGGUUUUCAUAAAUGUGAUAUCAUAUCAUCAGCAUAGGCCAUUUUGUAGCUCUGCAGCCCGAAUUAUUUUAUCUAGUUUUAAAUCAAAAAAGUCGCAUGAUAAAUAUUCGCUUUGUUGGAUGUCCCAUUUACUAUCGAAUGACUCAGGGAAGGCCUUGCCAAUGGUAAGGGAGCUUUUUGGCGUUGUUCAGCGUCUGCUUCCAAACCGUAGGGAUACCAAAUUCAGCGGUAAGCAGCAACUUGUCGCGCUAUCUAAGGCUGUUUUAAAAUCGAUGAGGAGAUCGGGCUGGAUAUACCAGGUUUGAGGCCUCGACGAUAUGGUCCAUUGACGAUGAUCUUUAUAUUUCACACAAUACGCAAGGAUAUUUGACGCAGAAGUGAGGAGCACGUUCAUUUUUGUUGUUUUGACAGAACUGCAAUCGUCAAGCUUAACCAAAUUUCUCGCUUUGUUGUUCUAUAAGGGCAUAUUCGCUUUUCGAACUUCGUUAGAAUCAGAUCGGGGAACAUCAACUCCAUCAUCAAUGAUAAGGAAUUCUUCUUCUUAGCACUCUCUUUAACUCUCCAACAGAGCGCACGUUACGCUCAAUCGCAAUUUUACGAGGUAGGAAAUCUUCUUCUCUCCACUGCGUUACGACAAUCCUCAUCGUAUUAGCUCUUCGCCGAAUACUUAUAGUUUCGUUGAUGGUUAUACGUAGGGAGCUAGAAAAUCAGAGUUACUAAUGAGUUCUCUCAGAGUGCAAGUGGAGCAGAAAACAAGCUUUUUGCAGCAAUUCUGACUUUUCAAUUUGAAUCUUUGGUUUUGUUCGUUUGCGGUCGCACUUUGCCUCACAGAGACAGGUGCAUGUCUUCGCUGCGAUGAGAUAGUGAUCCCAGUUGUUGUUAGGUUCUCAGAUCUAGAACACUGAUGACAUGUCCUCUGUCUAUUAAAACUUGAUCGAUUUUUUUGCGCGAUUCUCGGCUCACUGCCAGCCUUUACAGUUGAUAACUGCGCUUAUGCUGAGUUCUAGUACUAAAAACAACACUCUUUCGAUACCGGCAAGCCUGAUUAGGUUUAAGUCAUUUGAAAAUUCUUUGUCAUUGUUGCAACGAAUCGCCUUUUUCUUAAGCCCAAUCGGUACGCAAAUCAACGUUAAGCUGAAGAACUUCGUUUCGAAGUGGAUUGUGACAAGACGAAAACUCGCCGACUGAAUCUCUCUCUCAGCAUGAAACCGAGACCAAAUUUGCUCUCUUUUGUAUAGCUAUUGUGGUAGAUUUCAUAAGGACCUACCUUCUUCUUUCCUUGGGCCGUUCAACACCCUUCUUGUAUGGUUUAAGGACAUCGACACCGGCACCUUCCCAGUUAGUGGGCCGGACAUUCCAGGUUUAAAAUGAGUUAUAAUUUCAUUUCAUUUUAAUUUUAAUUAUAAU